Messenger RNA from Myiozetetes cayanensis, 917 nucleotides. RefSeq names its product solute carrier family 66 member 3 (gene SLC66A3). Lineage: Eukaryota; Metazoa; Chordata; Aves; Passeriformes; Tyrannidae. The transcript has 7 exons. The record is from RefSeq and is a predicted model, not a curated record. Bases 121 to 735 code for a protein of 204 amino acids.
ACCCCGGCACAGGCUGCCCGUCCCGGGCGGGGUCCCCGCCACACCCCGGCACAGGCUGCCCGUCCCGGGCGGGUUCCCCGCUACAUCCCGCCCGUCACUCGCGGGUUCCCCGUGCCCGGGAUGGCGUUGACGCUGCUGGACGUGGCGCACUGGAGCACAUGGGCGGUGUGUACCGUGAUGAAGCUGCCGCAGCUGGUGGCCGUGCUUCAGGCCGGCUCGGCGCGGGGGCUCAGCGUGGGCAGCCUCCUCCUGGAGCUGGCCGGCUUCAUUGUGUUUCUGAGGUACCAGAUCUACUAUGGUUACCCCAUGCAGACAUACCUGGAAUAUCCCAUCAUCAUUGCACAAGAUGUCAUUCUCCUUCUGUGCAUUCUGCAUUUCUAUGGAAAAACGAAACGAGCUUUGUUCUUUGCAGUUGUAUUUUGGGGGGGCUGGUACAUGCUAACACUGCGGAAGUGGAUAAUAGACCUGGCCAUGAACCUGUGCACGUUCAUCAGUGCAGCCAGUAAGCUGGUUCAGCUGUGGUGUCUCUGGCAGACCAGAGAUUCCGGAGAAGUGAGCGCCUUGACCUGGAGUUUGUCUGCAUACACCUGUGCAACAAGAAUAUUUACAACUGUGGUGACUACAAAUGAUCUCGCAGCUUCUUACCAUCCUGAGAAACCUGGAAGAGCUAGGGAGUGCACCAGAUUUUUCAGUAAAUGGUUCAAAAUCAAGACUUGGUGGAUGGAAGAACAGUAACAAAAUCCCUUUGUGCUUCAUCUGGUGGUUCCUUGUUCUUGUUCAAAACCACUGUUUCAUCAGAAGCAUCAUUUGAAUGGAUUUUAUCCUUUUCACGCAGCACAGGAAGGCCGCAGCUUUACAACCAUUUCAAGCGGCUCUUUCACUGGAAAAGGAAGGCCCAUUUCAAUCCCCCAUUUCCA